This is a messenger RNA of Rattus norvegicus (Norway rat), 3810 nucleotides long. RefSeq names its product actinin, alpha 1 (gene Actn1). Gene Ontology annotation, cellular component: stress fiber; plasma membrane; ruffle. The record is from RefSeq and is a predicted model, not a curated record. Gene Ontology annotation, molecular function: calcium ion binding; cytoskeletal protein binding. Lineage: Eukaryota; Metazoa; Chordata; Mammalia; Rodentia; Muridae. Gene Ontology annotation, biological process: positive regulation of DNA-templated transcription; postsynapse organization.
UUCCCAAUGAGAGGCGCUGGGGGGAAGUUUGGGCAACUCGGCCUGGCCAAUAGAGAACCUCGGGAGGGCUCUGCCCCUUCUCCCCGCCUCCGCCCGCCUCUGCUCCCGCAGCGCGAGUGUUCGCUGAGCGCAGUGUGCGUGGAGAUUAGGUCGGAGCGCGCGCCCCGGGAAGGCAGUCCGCGAGCUCCAGCCGCCGCCGUCAGCAGCAACCUCCUCGAGCAGAGCCGCGGCGGAAGCGGGCUCAGGGGAGCGAGCCCGGCCCCGCCAGCCCAGCCCAGCCCAGCCCAGCCCAGCCCAACCCUGCCGACUCCCUCCCCACGCCCGGGUAGCAGCCGCCGUCGCCUGGAGAGAAGGUGGAGAAAGAAAUCUAGCCCCUAGCACGCACGCACCAUCAUGGACCAUUAUGAUUCCCAGCAGACCAAUGACUAUAUGCAGCCUGAAGAGGACUGGGACCGGGACCUGCUCCUGGAUCCGGCCUGGGAGAAGCAGCAGAGAAAGACCUUCACGGCCUGGUGCAACUCCCACCUGCGCAAAGCAGGGACCCAGAUUGAGAACAUUGAAGAGGACUUCCGAGAUGGCCUGAAGCUCAUGCUGCUCCUGGAGGUCAUCUCAGGUGAGCGUUUGGCCAAGCCAGAGAGAGGCAAGAUGCGAGUGCACAAGAUCUCCAACGUCAACAAGGCCCUGGAUUUCAUAGCCAGCAAAGGGGUCAAGCUGGUGUCCAUUGGAGCUGAAGAAAUUGUGGACGGGAAUGUGAAGAUGACCCUGGGCAUGAUCUGGACCAUCAUCCUUCGUUUUGCCAUCCAAGACAUCUCUGUGGAAGAGACAUCAGCUAAAGAAGGGUUGCUCCUGUGGUGUCAGAGGAAGACAGCCCCAUAUAAAAAUGUCAACAUCCAAAACUUCCACAUCAGUUGGAAGGAUGGUCUUGGUUUCUGUGCCUUGAUCCACCGGCACCGGCCCGAGUUGAUUGACUAUGGAAAGCUUCGAAAGGAUGAUCCACUCACAAACCUGAACACAGCCUUUGAUGUGGCAGAGAGAUACCUGGACAUUCCAAAGAUGCUGGAUGCAGAAGACAUCGUCGGAACUGCCCGGCCAGAUGAGAAAGCCAUUAUGACCUAUGUGUCUAGCUUCUACCAUGCCUUCUCUGGAGCCCAGAAGGCGGAAACAGCAGCCAAUCGAAUCUGUAAAGUGUUGGCCGUCAAUCAAGAGAAUGAACAGCUUAUGGAAGACUAUGAGAAGCUGGCCAGUGAUCUGUUAGAGUGGAUCCGCCGCACCAUCCCAUGGCUGGAGAAUCGGGUGCCCGAGAACACCAUGCAGGCCAUGCAGCAGAAGCUGGAGGACUUCCGAGACUACCGACGCCUGCACAAGCCGCCCAAGGUGCAGGAGAAGUGCCAGCUGGAGAUCAACUUCAACACACUGCAGACCAAGCUGCGGCUAAGCAACCGGCCUGCCUUCAUGCCCUCCGAGGGCAGGAUGGUCUCGGAUAUCAACAAUGCCUGGGGCUGCCUGGAACAGGCAGAGAAGGGCUACGAGGAGUGGUUGCUGAAUGAGAUCCGGAGGCUAGAGAGGUUGGACCACCUGGCAGAGAAGUUCCGGCAGAAGGCCUCCAUCCAUGAAGCCUGGACAGACGGCAAAGAAGCCAUGCUGCGGCAGAAGGAUUAUGAGACGGCCACCUUGUCCGAGAUCAAGGCCCUACUCAAGAAGCACGAGGCCUUUGAGAGUGACCUGGCUGCCCACCAGGACCGCGUGGAGCAGAUCGCGGCCAUUGCCCAGGAGCUUAAUGAGCUGGACUAUUAUGACUCACCAAGUGUCAACGCUCGAUGCCAAAAGAUCUGUGACCAGUGGGACAAUCUAGGGGCCCUGACUCAGAAGCGGAGGGAAGCUUUAGAGCGAACAGAGAAGCUGCUGGAGACCAUCGACCAGCUAUACUUGGAGUACGCCAAGAGGGCUGCACCCUUCAACAACUGGAUGGAGGGAGCCAUGGAGGACCUUCAAGACACCUUCAUCGUACAUACCAUUGAGGAGAUCCAGGGACUGACCACAGCCCAUGAGCAGUUCAAGGCUACCCUCCCGGAUGCAGACAAGGAGCGCCUGGCCAUCCUGGGCAUCCACAAUGAAGUGUCCAAGAUUGUCCAGACCUAUCAUGUCAACAUGGCAGGCACCAACCCCUAUACAACCAUCACACCUCAGGAGAUCAAUGGCAAAUGGGACCAUGUACGGCAGCUGGUGCCCCGGAGGGACCAGGCUCUAACAGAGGAGCACUCGAGGCAGCAGCACAACGAGAGGUUACGCAAGCAGUUUGGGGCACAAGCCAAUGUCAUCGGACCCUGGAUCCAGACCAAGAUGGAGGAGAUUGGGAGGAUCUCCAUUGAGAUGCACGGUACCCUGGAGGACCAACUCAGCCACCUGCGGCAGUAUGAAAAGAGCAUCGUCAAUUAUAAGCCAAAGAUUGACCAGCUGGAGGGCGACCACCAGCUCAUCCAGGAAGCACUUAUCUUCGACAAUAAGCACACCAACUAUACAAUGGAGCACAUCCGUGUGGGCUGGGAGCAGCUGCUCACCACCAUUGCCAGGACCAUCAAUGAAGUGGAGAACCAGAUCUUGACCCGGGAUGCCAAAGGCAUCAGCCAGGAACAGAUGAACGAAUUCCGAGCCUCCUUCAACCACUUUGACCGGAAGAAGACGGGCAUGAUGGACACGGAUGAUUUCCGCGCCUGCCUUAUCUCCAUGGGUUACAACAUGGGAGAGGCAGAAUUUGCCCGGAUCAUGAGCAUUGUAGACCCAAACCGCUUGGGGGUAGUGACGUUCCAGGCCUUCAUCGACUUCAUGUCCCGAGAGACGGCUGACACAGAUACAGCGGAUCAGGUCAUGGCUUCCUUCAAGAUCCUGGCUGGAGAUAAGAAUUACAUCACCGGGGAUGAGCUGCGCCGCGAGCUGCCACCUGACCAAGCCGAGUACUGCAUCGCGAGAAUGGCCCCCUACGCGGGCCCUGACUCCGUGCCGGGUGCUCUAGACUACAUGUCCUUCUCCACGGCGCUGUACGGCGAGAGUGACCUCUAACCCACCCCUGCCUCCCCCCACCCUGGCCUUCUGCGCGUGCGCCCCACCCUGCUCCUGCUCCGCCCAGUAUGGCUGUCUGCGUUUGGUUUCAGCUCAGCCACCAAGGGGACAGAGCUCCGACCCAGGCGGCACCGAGCCUCCCUACCCGCAAAGUGACAGUUUACAAAAUUAUUUUCUGCAAAAAAGGAAAAAAAAAGUUACAUUUAAAAAAAAGUUUAAAAAGAAAAAAAAAACAAAAAACUACAUAUUUUAUUAUAGAAAAAAAGUAUUUUUUUCUCCACCAGUCUUAAAUGGAAAAGAGGAAAAAUUAACUAUUUGCACCGAAAUGUUUUUGUUGUGACAUAGGAAAAUAACCAAGCACAAAGUUAUAUUCCAUUCUUUUUACUGAAUUUUUUUCCUUCUACCUGUUCCAUCUGCUGUGUUCAUUUCUCUAAUUUCAUGUCCACUUGGGGGUGGGGUAGGUGGGUACUCUUGUCAGAGGCACACUGGUGCAUGUGUGUUUGCUCGCUCACUUGUCCAUGAGAAUAUUUUAUGAUAUUAAAGAAAACCUUUUGAAAUGGCUGCUUUUCAAAGAAGAUAAUUCAUGGCUUCUCAUUUUUAAGUCUCCUCAAAAGUGUCGCUGGCCUGUUUUAUGACUGCAGUGUUGUUAUUGUUUUUUUUUAAAUUCUGAAUAUUGCCUAUUAAAGAUAGGAGAAACUUGGAGAUUAUGAUGUUGCUUGGCACAGACUGUAUUAAAACAACACUCCCACGAGA